Anolis carolinensis (green anole) is the source of this 1741-nucleotide messenger RNA. Its product is annotated as GTP-binding protein Rhes-like. The transcript has a single exon. Lineage: Eukaryota; Metazoa; Chordata; Lepidosauria; Squamata; Anolidae. Gene Ontology annotation, molecular function: GTP binding; GTPase activity. Bases 246 to 872 code for a protein of 208 amino acids. The record is from RefSeq and is a predicted model, not a curated record.
AUGCGCCUGUCUGCUUGUGUGUCCGUGUGGGCGUGUGUGUGUUGAGCAUAAAUACACGGGAGACUGGAAGCUGCCUCUAUUCAUCUUCCAGGAGAAGUUGGAGAGCCUGACUAAAGGCAUACUUGGCCCAGAGAGGCUCAGCAAAGCCACCUUGCCUCCAGGUGCCUCCCGGAACCCACUUUGGGCUUGAACCUCCUCCUCUUUGCCCCUUCUGCCCACCAGAGAGAGAUCCCGAGAGCAGCAGCAUGUCCCUGGCAGUGAAGGAGAAGAGCCAGGUGCGGCUGGUGUUCCUGGGGGCGGCCGGGGUGGGCAAGACGGCCCUGAUCCAGCGCUUCCUCCAGGACACCUUUGAGCCCAAGCACCGGCGGACGGUGGAGGAGCUGCACAGCAAGGAGUACCAGGUGAGCGGUGCCACCAUCAAGGUGGAGAUCCUGGACACCAGCGGCAGCUACUCCUUCCCGGCCAUGCGCAAGCUCUCCAUCCAGAACAGUGAUGCCUUCGCUUUGGUCUACGCCGUGGACGACGCCGAGUCCUUUGAGUGCGUCAAGUCCUUGCAUGAGGAGAUCCUGGAGCUGAAGGAGGACAAGUUCCCCCCCAUUGUGGUGGUGGGCAACAAGGCGGAGGUCGGCGGGCUCCGGCAGGUGCUUCCCGAGGAUGCCCUGUCGCUGGUGGAGCUGGACUGGAACAGCCGUUUCUUGGAGGCAUCUGCCAAGGAGAACGAGAAUGUGGUGGAGGUCUUCAGGGAGCUGCUCCAACAAGCCAACCUGCCCAGCCGGCUGAGCCCGGCCUUGCGCAGGAGACGGGAGACCUUGCCCAAAGAGCCUCCCCUUCGGCCCCCCAUGAACAAAGCCAACAGUUGUACUGUCUGUUGAACCAGGGGAGAGUGACAGCUGCUGUAUAUACAUGACUACAGAUGUGUACAGCCCCGGCAGCCAGCAUACAGAGAGCCGAUCGCAACAGCCCUCACCACAGUCAGCAUUAUGGUACUACUCAGUCUCAUUUUUUGUUUUUGUGUUUUGGGGAGGGUGCUUAGAAAUAAUUUGUGAACUUGCCAUAGCUUGCCAUCAUGAUGACCCUUGUGAUUCCAGCCUGAAAGCCACAGGUAUUGUGUCCAUUUCAUGCAUUCAUUUUUGAAUUGACACCCAAAGAAUCGGGUAUCUCCGAUUCCUGUCCAUAGUGUUAGACCUAGGAUCUGCCUUGUCCCUGAUCCCAACCAAGACUGGAAGUGAUUCCUUUUGGUCAUGGACUUCAGUGAGAACCACUUGGAAAUGAGUGACUAAGGAGCAAAGCAGAGAUGAGCAACCAAAUAGACCGAGGUUUGAAGUGAGGUGGCUGUUGGUGGUGCGGUGCAAAGUCAGAACGCAAGAUUUGGCCAUCUUUUAGGUGACACAACAUCUGUUUGCAUUUCCUAAGUGACUAAACAAGACUCUGUAUACUUGAAGAUCAGAAGGACUUUUUGUGUGUAUAUCUACUGAACAACAGGUGUGUGCUGUGAACACAAGGUAUAUGUGUGUGUGUAUCUGUGUGCGUAACCCUUUCUAUUUUACUUUCCACAUUGACUCCUUGCAUGCACAUGCUAUUUAUUGCUCAAAUUUGGUUUUACUUUGAGAUGACAAUUAUGUCUGAGGAAUUUCUGCAUAUAUACUAUGGAUCGAAGUAUUCCAUGGGUCAGUUUGUCUGGUCUGGGUUAUUAUUUUUUAAGAAUUUCAAAGUUAGUAUCUAAUAAAACAAAAUGAAAAUA